Punica granatum (pomegranate) is the source of this 1476-nucleotide messenger RNA. NCBI's taxonomy places the organism in Eukaryota, Viridiplantae, Streptophyta, Magnoliopsida, Myrtales, Lythraceae. The record is from RefSeq and is a predicted model, not a curated record.
GGACUUGGAAAGAAAAGCUGUCGUCUUGAUCAAUAGGAGAGAGAAGGCGGGGGAGAGGGAGAGGGAGAGAUUGAUCAGAGAAUGAGCAUGGACUCAUCAUUCGCGAUGAAAGGAGGAGAUGGCCCCACGAGCUACUCCCAGAACUCAUCUUUCCAGGGCAGCAUAUCAGAUCAAGCCAAGGCCCUUCUGGUGAAGGGCAUUCAGCAAAAUAUAGUACUUCCAGCUGAUCCAAACUGCACAAUGCAUCGAACCUUUCGAAUCGCGGACCUCGGAUGUUCAGUUGGCUCCAAUACUGUUGCUUGUGUCCAGACAAUCAUGGAAGCCGUCAAGGCCAAAUACAAGGCCGAAGGCAUCCGACCUGAAACACUAGAAUUCCAAGUAUUCUUCAAUGAUCAAGUCAGUAGCGACUUUAAUACAUUAUUCCAGACACUCCCACAAGACCGAUCCUAUACUGUUGCCGGAGUCCCAGGCUCUUUCCAUGGCAAACUAUUCCCCAAGGCAUCUAUGAACGUCAUGCACUCUAGUAUGGCGCUUCACUGGCUUAGUGAGGUCCCUAAAGAGGUGAAGGGCCUUGAAUCCCCGGCAUGGAAUAAAGGGAAAAUAACUUACAGUGAAAGUGCUCCCGAAGUCAUCGAGGCUUUUAGUUCCCAGUUCCAGAGGGAUUUAGAGGAGUUCUUCAAGCAAAGAUCGUUCGAGAUGGUAUACAAUGGGCUACUGAUAAUUUUGAUGCCAUGCCGGCCGGAUGGUACUCGACCAUCUGAGUCAUUGCUCGUCCAGGGUAAUGAGUGUUUUUUAGGUCAUUUACUCGUUGAUAUGGCCAAAGAGGGCUUGGUGGAUGAGGCACUCAUAGACUCGUUCAAUAUGCCGGUGUUCGUCCCUACUGCAGCUGAAGUGAGAGAGGUGGCUUCGAAGAUCGAGUGCUUGAGCGUCGAGGUAGUCAAAAAGAUAUGCCUUCCUAGAAGCCUCGGCGCAAUCACUCAACACCCGCGGAGUCUUCCUCGCUUAUUGCAAGCGGUAACUGAAGACGUUGUAGUGAAACACUUCGGGCCUGCCACUUCUGAUCUUUUCUACUCAAGACUACCCAAGAAGAUCGAGGAGAGGUCAUUGGCUUCGCCUCCGCCGGCAUGCCUCGUGAAACUCGAGGAAUUCGAAAAUUUGUUCAUGCUCCUAAGGAAAAAUGCGGUCAGUAAUUGAUCGACUUCACCUUUUAAAUUACAAUAAUAGCCAUUAAAAAUUUCUAAUCAGUAAUAGUAAUAAGUUAACUUUCAAUAAACCAUUCAGGUAUGAAACUCCUGAUUUACUUCCGUUUGCCAUAUCUUUGAUAGCGAUAUCGACGUAUGUUCGUCGUCAUCAAUCGAAUUGCUCAUCUAGAUUAACUAGCUAGUAUUGUUUGACUGUGGAUAGAAGGAUUGAGAAAUUUUCGACAAUGUUUAGGUCCUAUUAAUGAGGUAAUUUCCACAAUGUCUGGUUGCCAUA